CCGACUUGAAUCCCAUAGAACAGGGGUCCCCAACCUUUUUUGCACCACGGACAGGUGUUAUUUGGGUCUUUUUUUCACGGACCGGUGUUCUGACAAAUUUUGCAACCCAUCAAAAAUUGCAACAAUGUGGUUCUGCGCAUGCGCGUAACGUUAAUUAAACAUGGCCACAAAUGCAGUGAUUCCAAAGUGUACACUACAAACUGUCUUUAAAAAAAGGAAUAUUAACUUACGUUUGAUGAUGUACAUGAUCAUGUAGAAACAUGUAGAUCAUGUAGAAUGUUGAACAUGUAGAAAAGUUCUCCACAGAUACAUCCUGCCAUGUUAGCUGCACACAAUAACUGCACAAAGCUCUUUCACCAUUAACGACUUCUGUCAUUAAGCAUUAAUUCAGAAGCCCGCUUCACAUAGAUACGAUGUUGGAAAUUGUAGAGAUUGUAAAAUUGUAAAGAGUUUCAAUGCUCUCGUAGAGAUGUCAGGAUAUUCUAGAAUGACCUUAAAUUCAGAACCACGGUAGAGUUAUUGUUGUCUCAAAUGUACGUUUAAGGUCGCCGUCAUUUGUGAUCUCUACAAGCUGAUCCUCCUGUUGCACAGACAUGCUUGAAUCCCUCGGUUUAUUGACAAACGGGUCACGAAUCCUCUACUUCCCAGUUUGUGAGUCUUCGAGGUUGUAGGAUCAUCUUCUGGCUCUUCAGGUGCCCUUUUCGCCGUGAAAAAUAUCUCCAAAGAUGUCCGUUUUCCAGUCAUCUUCGCUCGUGUGGGGACUAAUUAUUUCCGGGAACAAAUGUGCUGCGCCCGCGGCCUAAUAAUACGUUAUUAUCGAAGACAAGCGCCCAUAGCUGUAUUAUAUACACAAAACAAGACGUACUGUUAGAUAUCUGGAGUAGACAGGGAUAUUGGUGUGUUAAACAGGGGCACAGGGUUAAUUCGGCCGGAAUGCGGUCGUUAAUAAAUUACUGUUUCUGUGCGGCCCGGUAGCAAAUGUGCCACGGACCGGUCCGCGGCCCGGCAGAUGGGGACCCCUGCCAUAGAACACCUGUGGAGAGAUCUGAAAAUGUCAGUUUGGAAGAGGCACCCUUCAAAUCUCAGAGUCCUGGAGCAGUUGGUCAAAGAAGAAUGGUCUAAAAUUCCAGCAGAGCAUUCGAACACAAUUUUAGGUCGAAAGAAUUUGCCCCUUGAAGGCCAGAAAUGGGCUUCGGGGAGGACUUGCAGUGCCCUGGGGCUCACAUGGCGGUCCUCAGGCUGUUGGACUCUGAGAUUCACAUGAUGGAAGUCAUGAAAAAGUGGAUGGGCCAGAGGGCAAAAAGUGAGAGGGAGUUUGCCGUGCAGUUGCACCACAUGGCCGCCAUGGUGGACAAGCAGCCCGGAGUUGGAACGGACCACAUCAGCCAGCUAAACAAGUCUUGGGGGACUCUGGUGUCUCAGACUGACCUUCUGAGCCAGUUGAUGAGGAGGCGCUCUGAAGAGCUGCUGAACGGACCCGUCAGCAAACUCACACUGCUCAUCCGAGAUAAACAGCAACUCCGCAAAACCUACGCGGAACACUGGAGCUUCCUGAGGCAAGAGCUCAGCAAGGUAACCCAGACAGAGCUGGAGAGGCUGAAAAGCAGCUACCGGCAGGCGGCGAGAGACGCUGCCCAGGCAAAGAGGAAGUUCCAGGAAGCCAGUAAAGAUAAAGAGCGUGACAGGGCGAAAGAGCGUUAUGUCAAGGCCACAAUGAAACUCCACGAGGCGCACAAUGAGUAUGUGCUGAGUGUUCGUGCCACUCAAGUCUACCAGCAACAACACCAGGCUCACAUGCAGCCUGCCAUGUUAAAUGCACUGCAGGCUUUGCAGCAGGAGAUGGUGCUCAUCUUAAAGGAGAUCCUUCAGGAAUAUUUUGACAUUUCCUCCAUGCUUCAUCAAGAAGUGGUGCACAUCCACCGGGAAAUGUCCACUGCUAUUACAUUCAUCGAUCCUCUCACAGAGUACGACGGCUUCAUUCAACACAACAGGUCUGCGGGGGAGACUCCUGCUUGUGCAGAAUUCGAUUGCAGUCUUUUGGAGAACACAGAGAACUUAGAUCCUCAAGAAGUCCAGUUGAAUGACUUAACUCUGGAGACUGUUGAGCACAAGCUGACUACAAUUGAGGAGGAUCUGCUGGCCUUGACCCGCUCUCUCAUCCCACAGCAGGUUUCAGUAGAACAGCUGGAGCUGGAGUUGGAGGCGGAGGAUGGAGAGGUCAGGAAAGGGCAAAGAGUCUACCAUCUGAGCAAAAGACUUGCUCUGGAGGAGUGUCGGCAGCAGGUGACGCUGUCCCAAGGCAGGAGGCUCAAGCUGGAGGUCCAGAGGUUGAUUCUAAAGACAAAGUUGGAUCAGCUGGGCUCCCGAGAACCUCCUCCUGCUCUGCAGCUGGACAAAGACACGCAAUCACUUUUGUCCAAAAGCGAUUACAACCCGUCAUCACUCAAGCUACUCGGGAAUGAGAUCAUGAAAAGUUUGUUUCAAGCCAAAAGUGAUGAGGAGGAUCGUCCUCUUGAGCAGCAGGAAUGGUACCACGGUGCCGUUCCCAGGUUGGAGGUUCAGCAGCUUCUCCAGUGUGAUGGUGAUUUUCUGGUGAGAACGAGUCAGGAAAAACAGGGUUAUGUGCUUUCUGUCCACUGGGAUGGCUCCUGCAAGCAUUUCCUCAUUCAGAAUAUUAACAAUGAGUACCGCCUGGAUGGGGAGAGCUUCCGCAGCAUCCCGCAGCUGAUCCAUCAUUUGCUGUCCUCCCGACAGCACGUCACUCGCAAGUGUCAUAUACAGCUGAGGAAACCUGUGCUCAAGGACAAAUGGGUCCUGGAACAUGAUGGUAUUAUAUUAGGAGACAUCAUCGGGCGGGGUAACUUUGGGGAGGUGUACAGUGGGACUCUGCGCUUCAAUAACACUCCUGUGGCAGUGAAGGCUUGUAAGGAGAAUCUGGCACCAGAACACAGGAACAAAUUUCUGAUGGAGGCCAGGAUCCUGAAGCAGUAUGAUCAUCCCAACAUUGUAAAGCUAAUCGGUGUGUGCACACAGAAACAGCCCAUCUACAUCAUAAUGGAGCUGGUUAAAGGUGGAGAUUUGCUGUCCUUUUUGCGUCAGGAUGGUCCAAAUCAGACUCCUAAGAUGCUGGUCAGGAUGGCAGAAAAUGUUGCAGCCGGUAUGGAGUACCUGGAGAGAAGGAAGUGCAUUCACAGAGAUCUGGCAGCCAGAAACUGUCUGGUGGCAGAUCAGCGCGUUGUAAAGAUCAGUGAUUUUGGGAUGUCGCGACAGCAGGAUGAUGGCGUCUAUUCAGCGGAGGGCAGCCUCAGACAGAUUCCCAUCAAAUGGACGGCUCCCGAAGCGCUCAACUACGGGCGUUAUACCACGGAGAGUGACGUUUGGAGCUUCGGUGUGCUGCUGUGGGAGGUCUUCUCCAUGGGAAUGGUGCCUUACAGCAGCAUGAACAACCAACAAGCCAGAGAGGAGGUGGAGAAUGGCUAUCGUAUGCCAGCUCCACGGGAUUGCCCGCUUGAAGUGUCCACGCUUAUGAGCAGCUGCUGGCAGCAUAACCCCCGAAAUAGGCCAUCUUUUCACAAGCUGAGGGUGGAUCUAGAUGACAUCUGGAAAAAUAAGACAUAAUACAAAGCCCAUGUUUUCCUGUGUUUCUGAAUAAAUAAAGAAA
This is a messenger RNA of Corythoichthys intestinalis (scribbled pipefish), 3661 nucleotides long. RefSeq names its product FES proto-oncogene, tyrosine kinase (gene fes). The transcript has 19 exons. Lineage: Eukaryota; Metazoa; Chordata; Actinopteri; Syngnathiformes; Syngnathidae. The record is from RefSeq and is a predicted model, not a curated record. Gene Ontology annotation, molecular function: ATP binding; non-membrane spanning protein tyrosine kinase activity. Gene Ontology annotation, biological process: chemotaxis; regulation of mast cell degranulation; peptidyl-tyrosine phosphorylation. The coding region runs from base 1186 to 3618 and encodes 810 amino acids.